This is a messenger RNA of Cynara cardunculus var. scolymus (artichoke), 3111 nucleotides long. Its product is annotated as regulatory protein NPR3-like. Gene Ontology annotation, cellular component: nucleus. The transcript is spliced from 4 exons. NCBI's taxonomy places the organism in Eukaryota, Viridiplantae, Streptophyta, Magnoliopsida, Asterales, Asteraceae. Gene Ontology annotation, molecular function: protein binding. Gene Ontology annotation, biological process: defense response to bacterium; regulation of jasmonic acid mediated signaling pathway; defense response to fungus. The record is from RefSeq and is a predicted model, not a curated record. Bases 1022 to 2767 code for a protein of 581 amino acids.
CUCUGCUACUUCAUAGAAGUUCCUUGAUUCCAACAUCAUUUUGUUGAUUUUGAUAUCGUUUUUACCGUUUCUUGAAGUUGAUUUUUGCUUUUUUUACAUGGGUUUUGCUUAUUGACUGAUUGUUUGUGCUGGGUAUUUGUUGAAAAUACGAAAGAACAAUAGAUCUGGGGAUUAGGGUUUUGAGGAUAGAUUUUAUGUUUUGUGGAGCAAUCAAAAUCUGGAACGACUGCAAUUCAUCUGGGGUUUCUAAGGUUUUUGAUUUUUGAUAGAGUUGUUAGUCUGGGAAUAUCUGAUUCCAAUAAGUUGGGGUUGUUUUAGGUUUUGAUCAAGAUUCUUGUUGUGGGUGCAAUCUUGGAAUCAGGAAAAGCUGAAUUGAUUUGGGGAUGUUAGGGUUUUGUUCAUCCAUGAAUUUGUAGCAAAAAAAUAAGGAAAUUUCUUGAUCUUAGUUCUAGAACAAGGGCAGUAUAAUCAAUUCAGAUCCCUCCAUUUCAGGGUUUCAGUUCAUUAUCUGGUAUGUAGUUUCUGCCCCAAAUCAUUUCUAAUCCUAAAGGGUAUAGAUGUCCAAUUUUAUUAUUGUGCUUUUGGAGUUCUUGUUCUUUUGAUUCAGAGUUUCUAGAAUUCACUCUUCUUUUUAGGAAAAAGCCAUACUCAUUAUAUGUGCUUUACAGCUGAAUCAUGAAAAGCUCUUUUGGAUCAACAUCAUCUGUAACCUUUACUGUAUCUUCCGCCAUAGAUGGUCCAUUAUUGUGCUUAGGAUCUCCGAGCUCCUACAGUUGACUUUGACUCGUGUAUGAGGUUUGACUUGAUCCAUUUCAUCUGAUUUGCAACUCAAUCGUAGCAAUUCUUUUUUCAACAUACAGUUGUUUCAUUGUGCUUUGAGUUCUUGUUUCUUUGACUAUGAAAAAAGUUUCUGAAUUUGACAUUUUUUUGAUGAAAUGGUCAAACCCCUGAUCUUGUUCAUAUAAAUUUGCCAUUUCCCAUUUUGUAAAUCUUGUUUCUUGUUGGGAAGUGGAUUUAAUCCAUGGCAAACUCAUCUGAACCAUCGUCAUCCAUAAGCUUCACCUCAUCUUCUCUUAUAUCCAAUGGCUCAACCAACUACAACAUCCCUUCAUCUUCAAUCCCUGAGCCACGUGCAAAUCUUGAAAUCCUUAGCUUAAAUAAGCUCAGCACAAACUUGGAGAAGCUCUUGGCUGAUUCUGAUUCCGAAUCCAAUUGCAAUUACAGCGAUGCCGAAGUUGUUGUGGAGGGGAUUUCCGUGGGCAUUCAUAGGUGUAUUUUAGCAACUAGAAGCAAGUUUUUUAGUGAUCUAUUUAAGGAUGGUAAGUCUAAAUACAUCAUGAGUAAUUUGUUGCCAUACGGGAAUGUUGGACACGAUGCUUUUCUUGUAUUUUUAAGCUACGUUUAUACCGGAAAACUUAAGUCUUCUCCUCCGGAGGUUUCAACUUGUGUCGAUGAUGGUUGCCGCCAUGAUGCUUGUCGGCCCGCUAUUAGCUUUGCCGUUGAAUUGACUUAUGCUUCUUCGGUUUUUCAAGUUCCUGAGUUGGUUUCACUCUUUCAGCGCCAUCUUCUCAACUUUGUGGACAAGGCUCUUGUGGAAGACGUUAUCCCGAUCCUUACCGUGGCCUUUCAUUGCCAGUUAGAACAUGUUUUAACUCGGUGUAUCGAUCGAGUUUCACGAUCAAAUCUUGACAACGUUUCCCUCGAGAAAGAGCUUCCGUUUGAAGUUGCACAAAACGUUAAAUCACUUCGUAGCAACUCCCUAGAUGACGAUGAGCACACGGUUGAAUCCGAGGGCGCGUUACGUGAAAAGAGAAUCAAAAGCAUACACAAAGCGUUGGAUUGUGACGAUGUCGAACUCGUUAAAUUGAUUUUAAGCGAGUCGCAAAUUACGUUGGAUGAAGCUUGUGCUUUGCAUUAUGCGGUCUCGUAUUGUGAUAAGGAAGUCGCUAAGAUGGUUCUCGAUCUAAAUCAAGCCAACGUUAACCUUCGAAACUCUCGAGGGUACACAGUACUUCAUGUUGCUGCAAUGCGGAAGGAACCGUCUAUUAUCGUAUCGCUUUUGAGCAAAGGAGCGGCGGCAUCGGAUAUAACUGUCGAUGGGCAGAGUGCGGUUAGUAUUUGCAGGAGGUUAACGAGGCCGAAGGAUUAUCAUGCGAAAAUGGAGCACGGCCAAGAAACGAACAAAGAUCGUAUUUGCAUCGAUGUUUUGGAGCGGGAAAUUAAGAGGAAUCCGAUGAUUGGAAACGUUUCCGCGUGUUCUUCGGCCGUGGCUGAUGAUUUGCAUAUGAAGUUACUCUACUUGGAAAACCGAGUGGCGUUUGCACGACUAUUGUUCCCUUCGGAAGCGAAACUAGCGAUGGAAAUCGCACAUGCCCAAACGACUUCGGAGUUUCCAGGUCUCUUGGCAUCGAAAGGGUCGAAUGGUAAUUUGAGGGAGAUGGAUUUGAACGAAACACCGUUGGUACAGAACAAACGGUUGCUUUUGAGAAUGGAAGCGCUUUCGAAGACAGUGGAGACGGGUAGGCGUUAUUUCCCUCAUUGUUCGGAAGUUCUUGAUAAGUUCAUGGAUGACGACCUACCAGAUCUGUUUUUCCUCGAGAAGGGCACCGCAGAUGAGCAAGAGAUAAAGAGGACUCGAUUUGUCGAGCUUAAAGAAGAGGUCCAACGAGCCUUCACCAAGGACAAGGCCGAGCUUCAUCGUGGUCUAUCUUCCUCCAUGUAUUACCCGACAACGAGGGGGAAGAACAAAUCCCGGAGAUACUCGUAAAACACGUGUGUUUUACGUGUUCCUUAUCAAAAUACUAUUUUUAGAGGUGAAUCAUCGAUAUGAAGAAGUUAUGGUGCAGUGCAACCUUUUGAUACUGUUUCGGGUUCAGGGUUUAAGGUUAAAGUUACGAAUUCAUCUUUUUGACCUUAAAACCAUUGAGCUGUGGGAACGACACUGGAAGUUGUGGCUUCUAGUUUUAGACGUAUGUCGAUUUUUGGUCGAACUUUGAAGGUCUGAUAUGGUAUCAAAGCGAACUAUUUUGGUAGUCGUAACUUGUAUGUGCAUGAUCCGAAUUUGAAUGAUAUAUGUAUGUGUAAGUUUUCAAGUGCUCAAGUUCUUAUUGA